This is a messenger RNA of Diachasma alloeum, 3074 nucleotides long. Its product is annotated as flocculation protein FLO11. Bases 61 to 2943 code for a protein of 960 amino acids. The transcript has 43 exons. NCBI's taxonomy places the organism in Eukaryota, Metazoa, Arthropoda, Insecta, Hymenoptera, Braconidae. The record is from RefSeq and is a predicted model, not a curated record.
UCUAAACUUCGGUGAAGUAAGCAGUGAAAUAAAAGUACGGUAUUCAUUAAAUAAACCCAGAUGAUAAAGAAAACCAUCGCUUUCGCAGUUGCCAUCAUGGCCAUUGCCGUGACCAAAUUUAUUUUAGUCAGUGCACAGGAUGUUGCGACCAACCGGAGUAAGAACUUGAUAUACCAAUUCGUGCUUAAUUCCUCAUCUACGACGCAAAACAUAACCGUGAAUGAGAGCACUACAAUGGAGAAUACGUCAGUAGUUUCGGGCAAUGAAACAGGUAUUGCACUCAACCAGAAUCGGAGCUCGACAAACGUAUCCGUGAUUGAUUCCUCUUCUACGACGCCAAACAUAACCGUGAAUGAGAGCACUACAAUGGAGAAUACGUCAGUAGUUUCGGGCAAUGAAACAGGUAUUACACCCAACCAGAGUCAGAAGUGGACAAACGUAUCCGUGAUCGAUUCCUCCUCUACGACGCAAAACAUAACCGUGAAAGAGAACAUUGAAAAGGAUAAUACGACGGUAGGUGCGGACGAUGGAACAGAUAUUACACCCAACCAGAGUCAGAAGUCGACAAACGUAUCCGCGAUUGAUAUCUCCUCUACGACGCAAAACAUAACCGUGAAAGAGAACAUUGAAAAGGAUAAUCCGCCGGUAGAUGCGAACGAUAGAGCAGGUAUUACACCCAACCAGAGUCAGAAGUCGACAAACGUAUCCGCGAUUGAUAUCUCCUCUACGACGCAAAACAUAACUGUGAAAGAGAACAUUGAAAAGGAUAAUACGCCGGUAGGUGCGGACGAUGGAACAGGUAUUACACCCAACCAGAGUCAGAAGUCGACAAACGUAUCCGCGAUUGAUAUCUCCUCUACGACGCAAAACAUAACCGUGAAAGAGAACAUUGAAAAGGAUAAUACGCCGGUAGGUGCGGACGAUGGAACAGAUAUUACACCCAACCAGAGUCAGAAGUGGACAAACGUAUCCGUGAUCGAUUCCUCCUCUACGACGCAAAACAUAACCGUGAAAGAGAACAUUGAAAAGGAUAAUACGACGGUAGAUGCGGACGAUGGAGCAGGUAUUACACCCAACCAGAGUCAGAAGUCGACAAACGUAUCCGCGAUUGAUAUCUCCUCUACGACGCAAAACAUAACCGUGAAAGAGAACAUUGAAAAGGAUAAUACGCCGGUAGAUGCGAACGGUGGAGCAGGUAUUACACCCAACCAGAGUCAGAAGUCGACAAACGUAUCCGCGAUUGAUAUCUCCUCUACGACGCAAAACAUAACCGUGAAAGAGAACAUUGAAAAGGAUAAUACGCCGGUAGAUGCGAACGGUGGAGCAGGUAUUACACCCAACCAGAGUCAGAAGUCGACAAACGUAUCCGCGAUUGAUAUCUCCUCUACGACGCAAAACAUAACCGUGAAAGAGAACAUUGAAACGGAUAAUACGACGGUAGAUGCGGACGAUGGAGCAGGUAUUACACCCAACCAGAGUCAGAAGUCGACAAACGUAUCCGCGAUUGAUAUCUCCUCUACGACGCAAAACAUAACCGUGAAAGAGAACAUUGAAAAGGAUAAUCCGCCGGUAGAUGCGAACGAUAGAGCAGGUAUUACACCCAACCAGAGUCAGAAGUCGACAAACGUAUCCGCGAUUGAUAUCUCCUCUACGACGCAAAACAUAACCGUGAAAGAGAACAUUGAAAAGGAUAAUACGCCGGUAGAUGCGAACGAUGGAGCAGGUAUUCCACCCAAGCCGAGUCAGAAGUGGACAAACGUAUCCGCGAUUGAUAUCUCCUCUACGACGCAAAACAUAACCGUGAAAGAGAACAUUGAAAAGGAUAAUACGCCGGUAGAUGCGAACGAUGGAGCAGGUAUUCCACCCAAGCCGAGUCAGAAGUGGACAAACGUAUCCGCGAUUGAUAUCUCCUCUACGACGCAAAACAUAACCGUGAAAGAGAACAUUGAAAAGGAUAAUACGCCGGUAGAUGCGAACGGUGGAGCAGGUAUUACACCCAACCAGAGUCAGAAGUUGACAAACGUAUCCGCGAUUGAUAUCUCCUCUACGACGCAAAACAUUACCGUGAAAGAGAACAUUGAAAAGAAUAAUACGCCAGUAGAUGCGAACGAUGGAGCAGGUAUUACACCCAAAGCGAGUCAGAAGUCGACAAACGUAUGCGUGAUCGAUUCCUCUUCUGCGACGCAAAACAUAACCGUGAAAGAGAAAAUUGAAAAGGAUAAUACGCCGGUAGAUGCGGACAAUGGAGCAGGUAAUAAAUUUGAUCAGACUCAGAACUCGAUGAAGGAAAUCACGAUUCAUGUCUCUUCCACGACAGAAACUGUCCCAGAAGGUCAAACAUACAGCAGGAGGGGCUCCUCAUCAAGUGAAUCCGAGAUCCCGCAGUAUGAGAUUCUAGGAUAUGUCCACUCCGCUGGGAAUUCAGACUCAGUUGACGGACUUGCCAUGCAGCCGUCUGCGAUUGGUGGACCUGUCCCAGAAGGUCAAAAAUACAGCAGGAGGGGCUCCUCAUCAAGUGAAUCCGAGAUCCCGCAGUAUGAGAUUCUAGGAUAUGUCCACUCCGCUGGGAAUUCAGACUCAGUUGACGGACUUGCCAUGCAGCCGUCUGCGGAUGGUGGACCUGCCUCAGAAGGUCAAGGCGAAUCCGGGAGCCCGCAGAUUGAGAUUUUAGGAGGCGUUAAACCCUUAGAAGUCCCCGCUAGUCUGGUCGCAGCUAAGCGAUUCAUGAGCCAGCCAUCGGUGAUGCAGGGCUUUUCAUUCGGCGGGAAUCAGGACGCUAGGGACGCAUCCUCGAACGAGCAAGGAGUUCGUCAAAUGAAUUAUCAAGGGGAUCAGAUCGUAGGUAGACGAAUCAUGAUGGACGCUAUAAAGCAUUUUUCUUGGCCUAAGUUUGUGCCGCCCAUGAUAUCCUUCCACCUUCCUCCGAAGACAGCCAGAAGAUAAAAAUAGCAAAGACUUGCAUUUCAACCUCCAAGGGACUAGAUCAUGAAUGGCAUAUGUGAAUGAGGAUGAGACCUAAUAAUCUGUAAUAAUUGUGAAUUGAUAAUAAAAUAAAACGAAUUCUGUUGGAUUCA